AUGCAGCGCAACGACCUCCUCCAUAUUCGGUCUAGUGCAGCUGGUCUUCCUGGGCCAUAUCUGCAAGAAAACAUGGCGCCGUACGAAAUUCUCGACAAAAUAGGCGAAGCAAAACCACGGACCAUUCUUCUUAUACAGGGGCAUACUGAGCAAGGCGAUGGUCUCAAGGGCGCCAUGAGAUUCCCAUAUAGAAAAUUCGCCAUAGCCCUUCAGCGUCAAGGGUCUAACUUAGUGGUGAUGUGCGACAUGCACAAGCAACCAGGCAACGCCAUACCUCGCAUCAUAGCGGGGCCCGUUCCAGGCAACUACUGUUACCACCUGGUGCAACAGCCGCCCGCAACCAUGACAGAUUUGGCUUACAGAGUUUAUUGCGAUGUCUUUGCUUUAUUCAGCGACAUAGUGUUAAUCUCUGUAGCGGAUUUCGGUGGACUUGAACGGGUCCUGUCGUUUGUAUGCUCUUGGGUCCUGCGCCGACAGUUGCAAAAACCCAAGCUUCGGACUCACUUUGUUGUCGCAACUGACAAAUACUGCUUAAAGGACAUUCAAUUUGAACUUCUAGCUACUAUGAUGGCAGACCAGUGGACACAAUCAGUGGCGAGUGUAAAAAGAACAAUAAGUGAUUAUACAGAGCUCAGCGUUAUUAACGGAUCUUCUGCCAGCCCUGGCCUGGUAGUAAAGCUAUUUGGUCUCAGGAACCAUCGACAAGCUGAAGGGCUUCACUUCACUGGGUCCGAUACUAAAAUACUUCUUCGCGCCGCUAUUGCACAUUAUACUGCCAAACCCAUGGAGACAUUCAAUUUGGUCGCCGCAUCCCGCCCGUCAUGGCCAGUCCCUGAAGAACUGGGCCACCACAUCGGAGAAUUUUUGGCGGCUUGCCCUCCAGAGCCUGUGGACCAUUACCCUAUCAUUGCGUCCGCACUUGUAAUGAACGCAUUUCACCCAGGAUUACACUCGUUUGCUCUGAACCUGACGUUUGAAUCUUUAUAUGUCAAGCAUUUGGCCGCAUUUAAACAGCAGGCAGGUUGCAAGGGCUUAACGGACCGGGUCCGCAGCGCGUUUGUUGACAUCGCCAAAUACACGAUCGGACCCGCGGUUAAACCUAGGAUAAUCCAUCCCAAUAACCAGGACAGCGUCAAGGGCAACGCCAUACCUCGCAUCAUAGCGGGGCCCGUUCCAGGCAACUACUGUUACCACCUGGUGCAACAGCCGCCCGCAACCAUGACAGAUUUGGCUUACAGAGUUUAUUGCGAUGUCUUUGCUUUAUUCAGCGACAUAGUGUUAAUCUCUGUAGCGGAUUUCGGUGGACUUGAACGGGUCCUGUCGUUUGUAUGCUCUUGGGUCCUGCGCCGACAGUUGCAAAAACCCAAGCUUCGGACUCACUUUGUUGUCGCAACUGACAAAUACUGCUUAAAGGACAUUCAAUUUGAACUUCUAGCUACUAUGAUGGCAGACCAGUGGACACAAUCAGUGGCGAGUGUAAAAAGAACAAUAAGUGAUUAUACAGAGCUCAGCGUUAUUAACGGAUCUUCUGCCAGCCCUGGCCUGGUAGUAAAGCUAUUUGGUCUCAGGAACCAUCGACAAGCUGAAGGGCUUCACUUCACUGGGUCCGAUACUAAAAUACUUCUUCGCGCCGCUAUUGCACAUUAUACUGCCAAACCCAUGGAGACAUUCAAUUUGGUCGCCGCAUCCCGCCCGUCAUGGCCAGUCCCUGAAGAACUGGGCCACCACAUUGGAGAAUUUUUGGCGGCUUGCCCUCCAGAGCCUGUGGACCAUUACCCCAUCAUUGCGUCCGCACUUGUAAUGAACGCAUUUCACCCAGGAUUACACUCGUUUGCUCUGAACCUGACGUUUGAAUCUUUAUAUGUCAAGCAUUUGGCCGCAUUUAAACAGCAGGCAGGUUGCAAGGGCUUAACGGACCGGGUCCGCAGCGCGUUUGUCGACAUCGCCAAAUACACGAUCGGACCCGCGGUUAAACCUAGGAUAACUACGUAG
This is a messenger RNA of Metarhizium acridum CQMa 102, 1992 nucleotides long. Lineage: Eukaryota; Fungi; Ascomycota; Sordariomycetes; Hypocreales; Clavicipitaceae. The record is from RefSeq and is a predicted model, not a curated record.